Messenger RNA from Trematosphaeria pertusa, 273 nucleotides. RefSeq lists its product as uncharacterized. The transcript is spliced from 2 exons. NCBI's taxonomy places the organism in Eukaryota, Fungi, Ascomycota, Dothideomycetes, Pleosporales, Trematosphaeriaceae. Bases 1 to 273 code for a protein of 90 amino acids. The record is from RefSeq and is a predicted model, not a curated record.
AUGCGCUCCACCCUUUUCGUCCUCUCCACUUUGACUGCCUCCGUUCUGACCGCACCAUCCAAACGUCCUUCAAAAUCCCGCCGAGAUGACUGCGUCCCACUCCAAGACACAGGUCUUACCGAAGUCUUCUCGGUAUGCAUCGUGCAACCGGCCGUUAGCGACGAUCAAUUCGGGGCGAUCUGUGAAGCUGAUGAGGAUCUUUGCGUUUUUGAAGAUGGGACAGUGCUGGAGAAUGUAUGCGUUUUGAUCGAUCCGGUUUUCUGUCCGGUCUAA